AUGGGCGCACCGCUACCAAGUGCGUACAACCUAUAUAGAAAUACUAGAGAUAGAAGCAAACGAAUACCAUUGACUACUCCCACUUCCAUUUCUUUUCCUCCUGCCUCUUCCACCCGCUGGAAAAGCUCGAUGAAGUUCUACAUAGAUGAUUUGCCUGUGCUAUUCCCGUAUCCCAAGAUCUACCCCGAGCAGUAUGCUUAUAUGAGCGACAUCAAAAAGACUCUCGAUGUGGGGGGCAACUGCAUCUUGGAGAUGCCUUCCGGUACAGGCAAGACCGUGUCGUUGCUAUCGCUAACGGUGGCGUACCAGAUGUUCUAUCCGGAAGCGAGAAAGAUUGUUUAUUGCUCGCGGACCAUGUCGGAGAUUGAAAAGGCGUUGAUUGAGUUGCACAAGUUGAUGGAGUACAGAGCAAGCGAGUUGGGCUAUGUGGAAGAGUUUCGUGGCUUGGGGUUGACCAGUAGGAAAAACUUGUGCUUGAACCCGUACAUAUCGCGGGAGAGGAAAGGCCAUGUUGUCGACGAGAUGUGUCGACGUGUCACCAACGGCCAACUCAAAGAAAAGAUUGAAAAGGGGAUCGUUACCUCUGAAAUGCAAGAGCGCGAUCCGGAAAAAUACGACUUGUGCUCGUGGCAUGAGAAAUUGUACGAGUUGGAUCCUCACGAUUUGAUUCCCGAGGGUGUCUAUUCGUUUGACGCGUUGAUCAAGUACUGCAAGGAGAUGGGUACGUGCCCCUACUUCACCGUGCGUCGGAUGAUCCCCUUCUGCAACGUGAUUAUUUACUCGUACCAUUAUUUAUUAGAUCCCAAGAUUGCCGAGCGGGUCUCACGAGAAUUGUCCAAAGAUAGCAUCAUCAUUUUUGACGAGGCCCACAAUAUCGAUAACGUGUGCAUUGAGUCCUUGUCGCUUGACUUGACCGAGGACACGCUAAAGCGUGCCACGCGUGGAGCAAACAAGUUGGCCGACGCCGUGAAUGAGAUGAAAGCUCAGGAUAGCGAAAAAUUGCAGAACGAGUACGAGCAGUUGGUGGAAGGGUUGCGGCAGGCGGAAGUUGCCCGCGACGAGGAAUUGUUCAUGUCGAAUCCUAUCCUACCGCAGGACUUGUUGGACGAGGCCAUUCCGGGGAAUAUCAGAAAGGGGGAGCAUUUCGUGGCGUUUUUGAAGCGGUUUAUUGAGUAUCUCAAAACGAGGAUGAAAGUGUUGCACGUUAUCAGUGAGACUCCCGCGAGUUUCUUACAGCAUUUGAAAGAGUUGACUUAUAUUGAAAGGAAACCGUUGCGGUUUUGUUCCGAAAGGUUGAGUUUGUUGGUCAAGACGUUGGAGUUGAGCGAGAUUGAAGAUUUCAGCGCGUUGAAGGAUAUUGCCACGUUUGGCACCUUGGUGAGCACCUACGACACGGGGUUCCAGUUGAUCUUGGAGCCUUUUGAGACCGAGGGGAGCACCGUCCCCAACCCAAUCUUGCAUUUCACUUGUCUCGAUGCUUCCAUUGCCAUCAAGCCCGUCUUUGAGAGGUUCUCCUCCGUCAUCAUCACCUCGGGGACCAUAUCUCCGUUGGAUAUGUACCCCAAGAUGCUCAAUUUUCAAACGGUGAUUCAAGAGUCGUAUGCCAUGACCUUGUCGAGACGAGCGUUUUUGCCCUUGAUCAUCACAAAAGGCGGCGACCAGUUGGCGUUGUCCUCAAGAUUUGAGAUUAGGAACGACCCUUCGGUGGUGAGGAAUUACGGGUCGUUGUUGAUUGAGUUUUCCAAGAUUACUCCCGACGGCAUGGUGGUGUUUUUCCCGUCCUAUUUGUACAUGGAGUCGAUUAUCUCCAUGUGGCAGUCGAUGGGCGUGUUGGACGAAGUGUGGAAGCACAAGCUCAUAUUGGUGGAGACUCCAGAUGCCCAAGAAACGUCGUUGGCGUUGGAAACGUACCGCAAGGCGUGCUCGAAUGGGAGAGGCGCAGUCUUGCUUUCUGUUGCUCGUGGUAAAGUCUCGGAGGGGAUCGAUUUCGACCACCAUUACGGGAGAACAGUAUUGAUGAUUGGGAUCCCGUUCCAAUACACCGAAUCGAGGAUCUUGAAAGCGAGGUUGGAGUUUAUGAGAGACCACUUGCAAAUCAAGGAAAACGAUUUCCUUUCCUUCGACGCCAUGCGACACGCCGCCCAGUGCUUGGGCCGUGUUUUGCGAGGCAAGGAUGACUACGGAAUCAUGGUUUUGGCGGACAGAAGAUUUGCUCGAAAGAAGAACCAGCUUCCCAAAUGGAUCGCGCAGGCUCUAUCUGACUCAGAUACGAACUUGUCCACCGAUAUGGCGUUGGCUACUGGUAAAAAGUUCUUGAGGACCCUUGCCCAGCCUACAAACCCAAAGGACCAAGAAGGGGUGUCGGUUUGGAACCUUGCCCAGUUGGAGGAGUACCAAAAGCAGUUUGACAAGCAGUUUAGCAAAGUGCAAGUUGUAGAGGAGAAGCAAGACGACGAUGUGGAUGAAAACUUGAAUGGCACCCCCAAGACGUCUGGUGCUGAUGAUUUCAUGGAUAUAGACGAUGAGGACUUCGACUUGUUGUAA
Molecule: messenger RNA, 2544 nt
Organism: Lodderomyces beijingensis
Lineage: Eukaryota; Fungi; Ascomycota; Pichiomycetes; Serinales; Debaryomycetaceae
Source: the annotation of a GenBank genome assembly